AUGUACGGCGGCCUCUUUAGGAAGCGAGCGCGUGACGCCGAUGCACCUGUACGCGGGAACGCCCCGAGCGGGGAUGGAGGUGCGUCGGGCAAGCCCGCUGGCCUCGUCUCCCCCACACCGUCGCUCCGCACCGUGUACCACUAUCCUUCGAGCCUGCCCUUCCCAACCGUGAUGAACGCCGACUUUCCCUCCGAGUCGUACCGCUCUCGUAGCCAAGACGUGAAGGCGGCUAUUCACUGGGGCCAGCGGAAGCUCCUACUCUCCGAGAUACAGCUUCUCUCCUUGUAUGCCCGACCGAAUAUACCCUAUCACAUUGUGUAUGCUGGGUCGGCCCCCGGCACGCACCUUGCCUUCCUCGAUGAUAUGUUCCAGAGUCGACACACCUGGGAACUCGUGGAUCCGGGUCGAUUUGAUCGAUCUGUGCUGGGGGGGCGAGCAAAUUUUCUUCUUCGGAAUGAGUUUUUCACAAACGCCACAGCCUAUGGCAUUAAUGCACGCCGUCUUUCGGAGGUGCUCCCUGGGUUGGGACUUGUUUACCGCGAUGUUGCCCUCGGUCGCGCCAGCGUAGCGAAGAAGGAACUUCACGAACAGCUUCAGAGCAUCGUUGGAACGAUUGAUGUGGCCCGUGGCACGGAAGAUAUUCCCUCCAUGUACGAGCCACGGCUGGAUAUCCCCUUUGGCUUUGAGAUCCUCUGCUACGUUGGGAUGGAGCGAAGCAAACCACUUAUGUUUGUCUCCGAUAUUCGAUCUGGGAGCGUCAGUCUUCCCAACUUUGAGGAUCACGUGGCUGAGAAUAUGCGGGCACAAGAGUGCUGGUGUCAAAUUCUUCAGGGUGAGCACAGCAUGCUGAAGUUUAGGUUACCCUACACUCACAAAAAAAGUGGAUAUGGUGGCAAGGAACGCAAAGUCAAGUCCAGUUUAAUUGGAGCAGAUGGCACGGUGAAGUACCUGCGCGGAGACAUUCUUCUUCCCAUUUGGACCCGCCCGACAAGCACAGAAGGACGUUUGGUGGUCCCACAGGGAGCGCAUCAGGUGCCGUACAACGUCACGCAAGUGGAGAAUCAAUUUUUUUUCUUCAACGCACAUGUGCGGGAGGCGGUGCAUUUUAACCACAUUCUUUUGCCCGACGAAGACCUUGACCACCACUACGAUGCGGCCGCGGAGAUCAACUGCCUCCUUGCAUAUCUGAAGUUCUUGCAUCCAGAAACGAGGGAGGCUGCCGUGGAUGUGCUGCGUCGCGAGGUAAAACACAUCUCAGCAUCAAUCACGGCGCACCUGCGCGUCAAGUUCCAGGAUGUGAUUCGUCGCCGAGAGUACCUCGUCUUGAAGCAGGCGCGUAGUGGGCAAGUCGAGGAUGAGGGCGACGAGAGUGACGAUGAGGCGGUGGGCGCUGGUGGCCCGCACUGUGGUGAGGCGCAGCCUCGCUCUUCAUGGGAGGCGGUUGCGAAGAAGAUAAUACAGGCGGCCGCAAAGGAGCGGGCGCGUGUGGUGUGGAUGCGAAACGUCGAAGAGACAGAGGCGGAUGUGCGCAGUGGUGUUUGGGUGACGACAAACAUGCGGCAGUGA
This is a messenger RNA of Trypanosoma conorhini, 1566 nucleotides long. RefSeq lists its product as uncharacterized. Gene Ontology annotation, biological process: 7-methylguanosine mRNA capping. Gene Ontology annotation, molecular function: methyltransferase cap1 activity. Bases 1 to 1566 code for a protein of 521 amino acids. The record is from RefSeq and is a predicted model, not a curated record. The transcript has a single exon. NCBI's taxonomy places the organism in Eukaryota, Euglenozoa, Kinetoplastea, Trypanosomatida, Trypanosomatidae.